Molecule: messenger RNA, 2946 nt
Organism: Moneuplotes crassus
Lineage: Eukaryota; Ciliophora; Spirotrichea; Euplotida; Euplotidae
Source: the annotation of a GenBank genome assembly
AUGGACUUUAGCGAAGAAGUAGAGCUCAAGAGGUCAAAGAAGAGAAAUGAAAGCAAGGUGCCAAAUCUGCCACCUAUAACCCCUGCGGUUAGGAAUACUCCCGAAGUUGUUCAAGCACCUGGAAAGGGACCUAAUUUUGAAACGCUUGGAGCUGAUUCUUUGAGGCAAAUCCCUGAUUCUCCUAAGGCGAGAGAUAUAGACUUUGAUCAACCCAGAGGUCGCUCAAAAAUGGGUACAAGAGAUCAGAAUUUCAGACUUGAUGAAUCAAGGAAUGAAGAUUGGGCAAAAAAGGAAGAUAUCGAAGCCCUAGAGAAAGAAUCACCUGAAAAGGCUGAUAAAGGCAAGGCUAGAGAAUACAGACAAGCCCAGAUGCUUCAUGAUAAAAUCCAAAACACAACAUUUUCAUACUGGAAAUCAUCUGUUGAAACGAUUGUAGAAAAUAGUGAGUCUCACUCAUCUUUUGGAAUUUAUCUAUUUUUCCUGAAACGGUUGGCAUUUACAAUAUUCCUAAGUCUCUUUUCAAUUUGCCAGGUGGCUUAUCUGCUGACAUGAGACUUCUACGAUGAUAAAGAUAUUCGGUUUGGGAUUGAAAAAACUACCCUUGGCAAUCUCGAUGGUCUUGAUUACAAAGCUGUGGGAAGUUUUACAAAGGAACUUCAGAUAGAAAAUUCAGAGAAAGGAAGGGAUGUCCUUCUCUCCUGUCAAAUUCUCUUCAGCAUUCUCUUCCUUCUCUUCAUUUUGUAUCAUAUAACUAUGGUUAAUUAUGAGUCGAGAAGAGUAAAGAAUCUUCAGAAUGGGACAAAGUGGAGACAACUGGAUGAAAAGCCUCAUCCACUCAGUAUCAAAGAGUUCUCAGUACUCAUUACCAGUAUCGAUAAGAAUUACCAAGGAGACAUCAUCUCUGACGUUAAGAACACUCUCAAUAAAUAUGGUGGCUAUAGAGGUUUGAUUGAAGUAGUACCAUUUCAAGAAUAUGGCACAUUGCUGAAGAACCAACUUAAGAUCAACCAAAUCCAGCAAAAUUUGAGUGACCUUCAAGCUAAGGAAAUCCUUAAGGAAACUUCGAUGACUAAAAGAAUAGAAAAAUUAGAGCUAAAACUCGAUAAACUUAACAAAGCUCAAUUAGAAAUAUUCGAAAAUUUUGAUGAAACCAAGCCUCCUAGAGAAGUCUGAGUUCUUUUCAAUAAGCUAAAAGAUCGUAAUGAAUGCUUAGAUGUUUAUUCUCCAUACUCUAACUGGUGGUCAAAGCCUUCAAAGAUGCCACAAGAGAUGAAACUCAAUUCCAAAUAUGGCUUUAAAGUUCAAGAAGGAAUCGAACCUUUCGAGAUUAACCUUGAACAAGAUUCGUUCUGGAAAUUCAAAAGUCUGUCUUUCUGGCUAAAAUCCGGAUAUAUCCUCACCAUAGUCAUAUUAGUGUGCUUGAUCAGUUCUUUCUGCUUGAGCGUGACUAUUGGAGAAGUCAAAGACGUGUACAACGAGUUUCCCAACUAUAAAGACUGAAAAGAAUACUUAUUUACAGAAAGUGUUGUAGUUGCAUCAACAACCUCCUCAACUGCCACGGUUCCCAGCACUCCUGAUGAAAUUCAGUGCUUCUGUAGAUAUCACGGCAAGGAUGUGAUCGAAUCUAAUGGAGGCACUAAUUCUAGUCUCACUGGAAUAAGAACUAUGUGAGACACUUGGCUUGAAAAUUAUGAUAAAAUCUACAUUAAUGUAUUCAUUGCUACUGGUGUAAUGCUUUGUGUCAGCAUAUUUAUAACUUAUUCCAUCAAAAUUGCAUUUAGCAAGAAGAUACUACUCUUUCGAGGAAAGACAGUUAACAAUAUUUUAGUUAGCGUUUUGGUAUUCUUGUUACAUUCAUGGUUUAUUGGAGUCUACCCAAUUCUAGUUUUCGAUUCAAAAGAGCACUCAAUGCCUAGAGAAUGGUAUCUGAAAACAGGAAUGCUGUACUUAUGGUACUUCUUCGCUCUUCUGGUGAUAUACCCUCUAGAAGUAUUUUCCUGAGUUCUUCUAACAAAACUGUUUCAAAAGGUACAACAAAAGAAAGCAAUACUACAGAAAGAGCUUAACAAAGAAUUUGAAGGAGCAGAAUUAGACUACUCCCAUAAGAUUGGAAGACUCAUAUCUCAUUUCCUGAUCUGCUUCGUGUUGUCACCUGGAUUACCCCUCCUUCCUCUAAUCUUCUACGUUAACCUUCUCAUAUAUUGCUUCAUUGAGAAGGCGCUAAUCCUGAGUUUCUACAGAAGGAUGGAAGCAAUCACAAAUUUUAUAAGGCAAUUAACCAUCCAGACUCUCUGCAUCGUGUUUAUUUCUACAUGAGUAAUGUCAAUAGCCAUGUAUGGAAAUGAGGAGAUCUUUCCCACUGAGACCAAGACAGAGUCAGGUUUAGUCUUUGGGCUGACUCUUGAUUACUAUAUACCUGAAAGCCGGAACUUUAUUGACAAAAUCUUUGCUCUCACUGGGAUUCCCUUUCUUUGAAUUAUCAUUUUUGGAAUGUGAAUAUACAUUUUCCUAUGUUUAGCGCAUAAAGAUAAAGCAGUUCUCAAACAAUUUAAGCACUUUGCUCUGAUGUGGCACCCGUUGAGAGUUGAAUCAAGAACUCUUGACAAUACUCUUGUGUACUCCUCAAAGAGUUAUGACCCAAAAGAGUCUGAGAAAUAUUCAGAAUCACUUGAAAAAAUUGAUAAGAAAUUUAAUAGAGAAGAGAGCAAGCAGCCAAGAGUUCGAAAUGAUGUAUCAGUCUCAUUCAAUAAUGAUCCAAAUGGAACUGGGAGAAAGCUUACAUCUCAAGUUGAUGCCAAUCUAAACCCUCUCUACUAUGAUGCUGAGAUGCCAGAUCCUGCAAAAGAGGUCUCUCCAAUUCAGGAGGAAGAGAAAGAGCAUGAACUUGAGCAAGUAAUACAACUGGCUAAAUAAUGUGUUGUAAAAUUUCUGAUGAUUUUCAAUAUA